GACACGAAAGAAACGAAAAAAGAAAAAAAAAAAAACAUCUAAGACAUACAGGAGGAGCUUAUUUUGUGAGAUUUUUCUUUUGAUUUCUUGAGUUUUUCCUGUUAAAAUGGAAUUCGCUACUGCUUUUGGAGGAGCACUCCUCUCGGCUUCCGUUCAACCAUUGAUUGAAAGGUUGACCUCUCAUCAACUGAACAUCUUUGCUCGACGGGAGAAAAUCCAUGCCGACCUCAAGGACUGGGAGACGAUGCUGGCAGAAAUCAACACUCUGCUCGAUGAUGCUGAGGACACGCAAAUGACAAAUUCUGCAGUGAAAAAAUGGCUUGAUGAGUUUCGAGACCUGACCUAUGACAUAGAAGAUUUAUUGGAUGAGUUCAACACUGAAGCUUUGAAACGCAAGGUGAUGGAUGAUUCUCAGGCAAGCACAAACAAGCUACGAAAGUUCAUCCCCACUCGUUUCACAUCUUUUGCGUUCAAUAACAAGAUGGCAUCCAGGAUAAAAGACAUUACUAAUAGAUUACAACAUAUUAAUGUGUGGCAAGCGCAGACUCUCAAUUUGAGAAGGAUUGCUAAUGGGGCGAGAUCCAACCAGAUGAAGGAAAGGCCACCAACAACUUCUUUGGUAGAUGAAUCGCAUAUUUACGGCAGGAAUGAUGACAAGGAAGCUAUUGUUAAGAUGUUGUUGAGGAAUGAAGAAGGUGGUAACAAUUCCAUUUCUGUGAUCCCUAUAUUGGGAAUGGGAGGAAUUGGUAAGACUACCUUAGCACAGCUAGUCUACAACGAUUCUACAAUAAAUGACUAUUUUGACAUCAAGGUAUGGGUAUGUAUUUCUGAAAAUUUUGAUGUUACGAUCUUAACGAGAAAAAUUCUGCGGUAUAUUGCUCCAGAGAUCCACGAUUUGAAGGAUCUAGAUUUGAAUUCACUUCAAGAAACAUUGAAAGAGAGAUUGUCUCAAAAGAAAUUUCUUCUCAUCCUAGAUGAUGUUUGGGAAGAGGAUCACAAUCAAUGGGAUCUACUACGUAGACCUUUUGUUUCCGCACUAUUCAGUAGCAAAAUAAUUGUCACCACUCGUAAGAAUAAUGCUGCACCGAUCACAGGUGAUGUUUAUGCCUAUUGUGUGAAGGAGUUGUCGGAUGAUGAGUGCUUGUUCUUACUGGCUCGCCAUGCUUUGGCGGGACAAAGCUUCGAAGCACUCUUAGAUCUAAAGGAUAUUGGCUACGAGUUGGUGAAAAGGUGUAAUGGGCUUCCAUUGGCUGCAAAAGUAUUAGGAGGUCUCUUGCGUAAUAAACGAAGUCGUGGAGAAUGGGAACGUGUAUUGAGAAACAAAUUGUGGAACUCAUCAGAAACGAGCAACAGUGUCCGUCCGACUCUAAAACUGAGCUACAAUGAUCUCUCUUCCCAUUUAAAACGAUGCUUUGUUUAUUGUGCAAUAUUCCCCAAGGAUUAUGAAUUUGACAGAGAUGAGUUGAUUUCACUAUGGAUGGCAGAAGGCUUCUUGCACCAUCCCCAGGGAGGGAAGCUAAUGGAGGACUUGGGAAUUCAAUACUUUGACGAUUUGGUAUCAAGGUCAUUCUUUCAAUCGUCGAGCUAUAAUCAAGUAAGUCGAUUCUUUCAAGCAGGAUCAUCUUUUCAGUUAUCAAGGAGUACGACGCCAAGAUUUGUGAUGCAUGAUCUUGUAUGUGAUCUUGCUCAAACCAUUGCAACAGAAAUUUGCUAUAAUUAUGAGACUAAGUUCGAGGAUGAUGUGUCAAGUUUGAAAUAUCAAAAUGUCCGUCAUGCAUCUUUUACUUGUCUCAGAGAUAAUGAGUAUGAAAUCUUUACUCGAAUGAAGAGGUUGAGAACAAUGGUGGAUUUUCCAAUUGGGCGAAGCAGUGGUUAUUUUCUCGACUGGUGGGGAGUCUAUGGAUACAAGAUGAUGUACAAGUUAUUACCAGAAAAAAAAUGCUUAAGGGUGCUAUCUCUUACUAAUUCCUCGAUAAGAAAGCUGCCGGAUUCAAUUGGAGAUUUGAUACACCUACGAUACAUGAACUUAUCUUAUACAUAUAUUCGACAGCUUCCAGAAUCAGUGAGCACUCUCUUUAAUUUGCAAACUUUGCUAUUGUGUUGUUGUCCGAUACUCGAGAAGUUACCGGAUAAAAUUAGAAAUCUGGUGAACUUGCAGCAUCUUGAUAUUUCUAAGACACCUGGGUUACAAAAAUUGCCAUCCAGAAUAGGUAUGUUGACAAAUCUUCAGACUUUAUCCAAGUUUAUUGUGAAAGAAGGCGACGGAACCACAAUCGCUGAACUCAAGAACUUGAACAAUCUUCGCGGCAGUUUAUUCAUUCUUGGGCUUCAAAAUGUACAAGAUGCAAAGUUAGCGAACUUAAAGGGGAAGCAAGGGCUUGAAGAAUUGGUAUUAGAAUGGGAUGAAUUUGGAAGGAAUGACAUGUCGGUACUCGAAUCACUUGAACCUCAUCAAAACUUGAAGAGCCUUACCAUUUCAUCCUACGGCGGUGCAGAAUUCUCAUCUUUCAUUCCUUUGUUUUCUAAAUUGGUUUCCUUGCAUCUGAAGCAUUGUGGCGAAAUCACUCUCUUACCACCACUUGGGCAACUUUGCUUACUCAAAGAGCUAAGCAUAUAUGGGUUGGGUGCAGUGAAAACAAUAGGUGGUGAGUUUUAUGGGAAUGGCGUAGUGCCAUUUCCAUCAUUAGAGAGGUUGGAUAUCGGUAAUAUGUUAGGGUGGAUUGAAUGGUCUCAUGGGAAUAUGGGUGGGGAAUCCUUCCCUAAUCUUCAUAAGCUUAGGCUAUAUAAUUGUCCUAAAUUGAUGGGGAGUUUGCCAAGUGGGUUGUCCAGACUUAGACAUCUCUCUGAAGUGGAAGUCAUCGGAUGUCGGAAUUUGGUAUCUUUUCCUCCAAUGGGUUUGCCAUGUUGUCUGAAACACAUUCGUGUUAACUGUUGUGACGCUCUGCAAUGUUUCCCAGUAAUUUACUCCGGCGAUGGCGAGCAGAGUCUUCUUGAAUACUUACAGAUUCUUGAAUGCGCUUCCCUCGAGUACUUUGACAGAAACUUCAAGUUGCCUACCUCGUUAAGGAAAUUGACAAUCCAAGAUUGCGGAAAUCUAUUGUCUUUACCUGAUGGACUGAUGAUGGAAAAUGACAAUGAGAACCAGCCUCAGUCUCAUCUGGAGCAUUUGAAGAUCAAGAGAUGUGAGCGGCUUGCCUCCCUUCCGACCGGAAAAUUUCCUGCUGCUCUUAAAACUCUUGAAAUUUGCAAUUGGCCUAAUGUGGUGUCUUUGAUUGAAGAAGAUGGUGGUUUGCCUCAAAACCUUACUGAACUCAGAAUCGAGUGCUGUGGGAAUCUGAAACAGCCAAUAGCAGAGUGGGGAUUGGGGAUGCUAUCCUCUCUUAAAAUACUUUCAGUUAGAGGUAAAUGUCCUGCUACUGCAGAUGUGGUGUCUUUUCCAGACGAUAAUUGUCGUUGGCUUCCCACCUCUUUGAAAGAUCUCGAUAUAGGAGAUUUCGUGAGUCUGGAAUCUGUGUCAAUGAGACUCCAAAUGCUCACUUCUCUUGAAUUUUUAUCUAUCGAACACUGCCCUGAACUCCGAUCCCUGCCAAAGGACGCCCUGCCUCUCUCUCUUGAAAUGAGUAUCUCCGGUUGUCCGCUCCUUGAUUAGAAAACUGCUCGGGGAGGGAAGAAAAUGGGAUCAUCCGUCAGAGUUGGGUGUUUUGUUGCUGAAAAGUUACUUCGUCAGAAAGUCCAUUAGAACAGAUAUCAGGCUAUCAGCCAAAGGAAAUUUCUUUUUUUUUUUGGGUAUGUUGUUCUUGUUCUUACACCUUAUAUUGUUAUUGAACUUCCCAUCGAUGAUCUCUAAGGGGACUGAGUGAGUACUCAACAAAUUUGGUGAAGUCCAUGGUGCAAGACUCGACCCAAGAACCAAAUCCAACGGGCCAUGACUCUUGAAGUCUACCCCGCUUCUGAUUUGUGGUCAUAUACAAUUAUACAUAAUGGGUCUGCGUGAGAGGUGACCCUUUUGGAGAUUGUGAGAAGACAUUUACUUUUGUGUUACUGCUUUGUUCUGUACUGUGGCUGAGAGUGAAUCGCAGCUUUGCUUGUAGGUAACAGUGAUUCUCAUUUCUGGGAAUGAUUCUCUGUUGUUCUUAUUGUUGUAGUCUGUCGUCGUUGUGGUGUUGGCUCUUUUGAGACUUGUCAAUAUCAGUACCUGGUUGUAUCGUGGUUGCACUCUUAAGUGUUUGUCGAAAUUCCUCACCAAUCCAUCUAUAGUUUAUUACUCAUACUACAUACUACUAUGCUGUACCACUUGUACUGUUUUAAAGUUGAGGCUUGAAUCAGUACAUUGCAUAUGCAUUAUCGCUACUUUUGUAGUAUUCAAACCGUG
Tripterygium wilfordii is the source of this 4372-nucleotide messenger RNA. RefSeq names its product putative disease resistance RPP13-like protein 1. NCBI's taxonomy places the organism in Eukaryota, Viridiplantae, Streptophyta, Magnoliopsida, Celastrales, Celastraceae. Gene Ontology annotation, biological process: defense response to other organism. The coding region runs from base 107 to 3649 and encodes 1180 amino acids. The transcript has a single exon. The record is from RefSeq and is a predicted model, not a curated record. Gene Ontology annotation, molecular function: ADP binding.